Molecule: messenger RNA, 2178 nt
Organism: Bipolaris sorokiniana ND90Pr
Lineage: Eukaryota; Fungi; Ascomycota; Dothideomycetes; Pleosporales; Pleosporaceae
Exons: 5
Coding region: 1-2178 (725 amino acids)
Source: RefSeq, a predicted model, not a curated record
AUGCCACAAUACUCAUCCGUUAAAAAUUUCUCCAACAGCAGCGAUUACUCUGCGUCUGACACAGACCAUAGUGUAGAGCUGGAUACGGAUCUGACAGACAUAGACGAAUUUGCCGACAAAAACGAAAAGAAUGAAGCAUGGGUCUUCCCCAACGACGAUCAUCCGCCUGAAUACUACCUUCAACAACUGGAGAAUUUCAACGAACAAGAAUACAUCAAAGAAGACUAUAAGGAAAGCAGUACUCGCUUGCUCAAUCGUAUGGAAGAUCAGUGGAACCAGUGCUGGACGUACCUCAAGAAAGACUAUUAUCGUGCUUACGCAACCGUAUCGGUUAGGACUUUAUACACAUUCUUUGACUGGCUACUUAGCCAGCGCCAGGGCAAAGGUGGGAGGAAACGCCGAGGAACCAAAUUCUCUAGCUCCCUAGGAACGUACUGGAAGGUUUUCCGGCUUGUGUAUGAAAGAGCAACUGGUGUGAAACUAGACGGAAAGAUGAAUCGGAGCAUGCAUAAGGUACUAAGGAAGCUGGCGAAGAAACACGAUCUAAAGAAGAUCGGUCGAGAUAAAGCCUGCAUGUAUGUCGAGGAUCUGGCUCAAGUUCUGCAAACGAAUCUAGUAACAACCGAAAAGAGAUAUCCUCACGGUCGCUAUAGGAUACAAGCCCAGCUCUAUCUACAACUUGGUGGGUUUACAGCGAACCGGCCCCAGGCUCUCCUCAGUCUCUGUUAUCGCCAUAUACAAGUUACACUUCUACGUGAUCCUGAGGGUGGCCCUCAUCGAGUACUGCUGGAGUUCACUUUUGAAUUUACAAAGGAGUUUCUUGGUAUCAAAGACCUGAACACCUUCCCCCUUCCUGAGAUUAUGUUCGAUCAGACGCUCCUCUUCAGUCCUCACGUCUUCCUCCUCGGCCUGCUCUUCCGCGAUCGGGCGUUUGCAGCCUAUAAUCUAACCUCGCCAGAGGAAUUGAGCAGACUCAAGAUUCCGCCAGGCCGCAAUGAGCUCCCAUUACGCCUGAAUCGGACGUUGGACAAUGUUCCCGUGUUUCGGAAAGCGGUGCAGACUCUGAAUGGUUGGGAUAUCUCCCCUACCGAACCUCUCCCCUACUCCACCCUACUUCCAUGGAUCCGGACUUUGGGUGAGAUCACGGGAUUUGCUCAAGUCACCCGUCCUUAUUCGCUGAGAUACGCCGGAGGGAAGGCGUUCAACGAAAACGGUAAUGUUAGUGAGGCUAUGCAGAACCUGAUGAUGGGUCAUGCCAGCAUCGCGACAUUUUUGAAGCAUUACCUUUCGCGACGUAUUACAGUUGAUACGCAGGCUGUUGUAAGAGGCAUCCAGCCGCAAGCAGCCCUCAUGCGGUCGGCUUGUACUAUGAGCCGCUCGAUUGAUCGUCGUCGACCACGAAGACUCACGGAGGAGCAGUCUGCAUCUGUAGACGAUGAUCCUUCUAUCUGCUCUCUUCUCAACCAACGAGAGCGCCUCAAACGUACCGUUCGUAAUGCAACAAAACAGCCCAAGUACAAAGCGCUCACCACCAAGAUUAACCAGGAGAGGCAGCGUCGGCGGCACGCCCUCCUCAAGGACGUUAAAGAACGGUGGGAGUUUGAGCAGCCUGUGCGUGAUGUCGAGCGGCAGCUUGCUGGGUUAGAAACUAAUGAUGAUCUGGAGCUGGUUCACGACAUUAUGCUCCCAGCCCAAGAAAAGCUAUGCGACUCAGUCUUGUCGAAACCAGGAGCCACUAUGGAAGGGGAGGUCGCCAGGCGUAAUUGCGCUAUCCAUGCGGUCACCCUAUAUUGUGGCAUGGAAGAGGGGGGGAUGAACCCUGUCCGAAAAGGGGACCGAAGCAGGAACGCUGCCCUACCCGCCAAGAGCCAACCAGGAUACGAGGAAGAAGCAGUAGAGUUAGCCAAAGUCUCUGUGUACAAGGAAAAAAGGCCGAGGGUAUGUUUCCUUUGCCUAGGCAAUGAAGGGCUGCCGCUGGCACAGCGCAUAUAUGCUUUUAGCACUCCAGGCGAUCUUAGCAAGCAUUUUGGACGCAAGCACCUAAAAAACAUGCAGAGUGGGAGGGAUCUUGGCUGCAAGCUUUGUAUGGUGCCCUUGGUAGACAAGACGCACUUGCAACGACAUGCUCAAGAAAUUCACGGAACUGUGUCCCCUAGACGUUCUUAUAGUUGCUGCUAG